Talaromyces amestolkiae is the source of this 1830-nucleotide messenger RNA. RefSeq lists its product as uncharacterized. Gene Ontology annotation, molecular function: alpha-L-fucosidase activity. Lineage: Eukaryota; Fungi; Ascomycota; Eurotiomycetes; Eurotiales; Trichocomaceae. Gene Ontology annotation, biological process: fucose metabolic process; glycoside catabolic process. The record is from RefSeq and is a predicted model, not a curated record. Gene Ontology annotation, cellular component: lysosome. The transcript has 7 exons. Bases 1 to 1830 code for a protein of 609 amino acids.
AUGCGGAUUAGCUCAACUUUUGGGGUGCUUGGGGCCAUGGCCUCAGUAGCCCACUCAAUGGCCAUAAGUAAUUCUUUGGAUACUCGGUCAGCACAUGGCUACCCUCCUACACUUUUGAUUUCAAAUGCAGCUUUGACUUCGAAGUGGUUCGAAGGCAGUAACUAUGUCCAAGUUAUUGAGAUGACGGUUACCAAUAACCACACACAAAACUCUCUUACUCUGGCCGAUACGCUCACCAUCAAUGCUACUUCGAGCAGCUUCGAUUUAGUCAACACUGGUACACUUACCCGUCUUCAUCCCGGUCAGUCUGCGGUCGUUCAGAUUGGAGUUAAAAACAAGGCGGGAGUGGCAGCUGGUACUACUUGCAACGGUGUUAUCACUGCCACUUGGGGAUCCGCAUAUGGGGCACCGAUCUCCAGUACUGCGAACGUUUCUGGAAGUUGUGGAUUCGGCAACUAUACGGCAGACGCAACGAGUUUGUCGCACCACAGCAGUCCGGAUUGGUUCAACGAAGCCAAGUUCGGAAUCUUCAUUCACUGGGGCAUAUAUUCAGCUCCUGCCUAUGGCAGUGUGGCACCUAAUGAAGACUAUGCCGAAUGGUAUUGGAGAAGAAUGAGCGACCCGACUUUCCGAACUAAGACAUACCAAUAUCACGAAGAAACCUAUGGUCAGAAUUUCACAUAUGAUGACUUUAUUGCUAACUUUACCGCCUCAAACUUCAACGCCGAAAGUUGGGUUAAUCUCAUUGCUUCGGCGGGGGCGCAGUACAUGGUUCCUGUAACAAAGCACCAUGACGGUUUCGCCCUUUUUGACUUCCCAGCUAGCAUCAGCCAGCGAUCCUCUGUCCAUUUAGGUCCGAAGAGAGAUUUCAUCGGCGAGCUUUUCCAAGCUGCGAAAAAAUUUCAACCGCAACUUCGCCGCGGUACUUAUUUCUCACUUCCUGAGUGGUUCAAUCCACUAUAUAAGACUUACUCCUACUCCGGUGGUGGCGGUUUCCCUGGAGGACCACCUGUCAAUCCAUACACGGGAGCUGUGGAAACCUACACUGGUUUUGUCAACAACAACGAUUUCAUUCAGGACAUUCAACUUCCUCAACAAAAUGUGCUUGCAUAUAACUACGAUACGGAAAUCAUGUGGUGUGAUAUUGCUGGCAGCGCUAACAACGCCACCAUUUUUGCCUCUAAGUGGAUUAACUGGGCGCGUGACCAAGGCCGCCAAGUGACCUUCAAUGCUCGCUGCGGUCUCGCAGGUGACUUCGAUACGCCAGAAUAUCGCACUAACGGCGGGACUGUUGUCCGCAAGUGGGAAACCAACCGGGGCAUGGACGCAUUCUCUUUCGGAUACAACUACCAGACACCUAACUCGAGCUACCUCGACGGAAAUGCCAUCGUUCACACCUUGGUCGAUACCGUCAGCAAAAAUGGCAAUUUCCUUCUCGACAUCGGACCGAAGAAUGACGGUUCGAUCCCGGGCAUCAUGCAACAAGGCCUCCUGGACGCGGGCAAGUGGAUCCAUGCCCAUUCAGAAAGCAUCUUCAAGACACGAUACUGGUCCGUAACUCCAGGCCUAGACAACUGGCGCUACACCACAACUCAAGAUGCCUUUUACAUUCACUACCUUUCAACACCUUCCAGUACAAUUACGACCCCAGAUGUCGUCCCGUACUUGCCUGGUGACACGGUGACUAUCUUGGGAGGAAGUAUGAGUGGCACUACGGUUCCAGUUACGUGGAAUAGCAACGGAACACUUUCGUUGGCGGUGUCGAGCGCUUUGCAAGCUUCGGACAACUAUGUUUGGACCUUCAAACUCGCAUAUACCAGUACCUGGUAG